Messenger RNA from Notolabrus celidotus (New Zealand spotty), 586 nucleotides. Its product is annotated as phospholipase A and acyltransferase 4-like. Gene Ontology annotation, molecular function: A2-type glycerophospholipase activity; glycerophospholipid phospholipase A1 activity. Gene Ontology annotation, cellular component: cytoplasm. Lineage: Eukaryota; Metazoa; Chordata; Actinopteri; Labriformes; Labridae. The transcript is spliced from 3 exons. The coding region runs from base 14 to 364 and encodes 116 amino acids. Gene Ontology annotation, biological process: N-acylphosphatidylethanolamine metabolic process. The record is from RefSeq and is a predicted model, not a curated record.
UGUUAUCAGGACCAUGAGAGAAGGAGAGGUGACAUGUGACAACAUCUGGGAUGUGGUUCUGAAUGAUAAGUUCAAAGUCAACAAUCUCUGGGAUGGAAAGCGCCAACCACGCAAACCUUUAACCAUCGUUAAAGAAGCCAUGAAGAGGGUGGGGAAGAAAGUGGAGUACUCUUUGGCCACCUAUAACUGUGAGCACUUUGCCACAGAGCUACGAUACGGCAAGCCUGAGUCCAUGCAGAUCGCUAAAACAGCUCUAGCUGUUGGAGCUGGAGUUCUUGGAAGUGGAAGUGCUGCAUCAGCAGGUGUACCUUCUGGACCUGCUUUACUUCUUGGAAGUUUCCCCGUGUCCAGUAGCAGAAGAUAGGUCGUUGAGAAAAGGUUAUAUAUGAAUGCAAGUAUUUCAUAUAAUUCUAAUUGCAAAAACACCAAGAUGUAUAAUCCAAAGUAAAAUGAUCAAAUUAAAAAUGUUGUGUUUUUAUUUCAAGUUGUAUUGUUUACUAUCAAUAUUAUUUUGUUGAGCAACAAGUUGAAGUCACAUUUGUAUUUGUAUUGUGUUUCUUUGAUUAUUAAAUCUUGGUUAUUCUGC